Lampris incognitus (smalleye Pacific opah) is the source of this 6256-nucleotide messenger RNA. It is a transcript of the gene cc2d1b, whose product is annotated as coiled-coil and C2 domain containing 1B. The record is from RefSeq and is a predicted model, not a curated record. Gene Ontology annotation, cellular component: nucleus. Gene Ontology annotation, biological process: regulation of transcription by RNA polymerase II. NCBI's taxonomy places the organism in Eukaryota, Metazoa, Chordata, Actinopteri, Lampriformes, Lampridae. Gene Ontology annotation, molecular function: RNA polymerase II cis-regulatory region sequence-specific DNA binding; DNA-binding transcription repressor activity, RNA polymerase II-specific. The transcript is spliced from 26 exons. Bases 133 to 2811 code for a protein of 892 amino acids.
ACCAAGGCUCACUGUCGGCCAGUGAGGAGCCCGGGCAGGAGGAAGCUAAGCCGAGCAGCCGGCGGACGAGCAGGUUUAGUUUGGACCGCUCCGCACCUGCUGUGUUUGGCUUGUCAGAAAACAAGCCGCAACAUGUUUGGUAAAAAGAAGAGGGCACCGAUGCCCAAGGGUCAGGGCGCCGCUGCAGCCAAACAGAUGGGUCUGUUUGUAGACUUCAAUCCAGAGGAGAUGAUGAUCGGCAUGGAGGAAAACCUGGACGACCCGGAUUUGGAGGCAGAGCUUGCUGCCAUUACGGGGAAUAAAGCUGCUGCUGCCGGCGGAAGCACCAGGCAGAAAGCAAGGACACCCUUACCUAUGGAAGACAUAGCAAGAAUGGCUGAUGAGUGUAUGAGGGACGUGGAUGAAGAUGAAGAUGAGGAUGAUGACGAUGUCGAAGACGAUGACGAUUUACUGGCGGAGCUGCAGGAAGUGGUUGGUGUUGAGGAUGAUGAGGACACCUCAAAUGCCACCCCCGCAUCCUCUGUCACUGCUGAAUUGUCUCCAACAGAUACACCAGAAUCUUCACUAAUGCAGCAUCAGGAGACCAAGGUCUCCUCAGCCUCAGGCAGUCUCCAGCACACCCUGGAGGAGAGGAUUGGCAUGUACAAGACCGCCAUACAGAAUGCAAAGACUUCAGGGGAGUCUUCUAAAGCCAGGAGAUAUGAGCGGGGCCUGAAGACUCUUGAGACCAUGUUAAUUGCUGUUAAGAAAGGAAGAAAUGUCAAUGAGGCAGAGAUCCCUCCACCAGUUGCCACAGGAGCCCCAAGUGCUCCUGCUCGACCUCCACUUCCCCCACGACCCACUCCCUCAGUAGCUGCUCCACCUGAACCCACUCCUACUGAGCAGCAGGUGGAGUCGGAGGCCGAGACGAUGCCUGUGGUACCAGAGAUAGUAACGCCCGUCAGUGAGGAGGAACAGCUUUCAUCUACCACACUGCCCACUCUGAGCAGCCUCCUGUCCCCAGAAGAGGAGACAAAAGAACCCACAGGACAGUCUCAUGACAGUCAGUCAGAUGGGAGUGAGGCGACCAGGGCAAUGCUUCUGGAGAGGCAGAAGGAAUACAAGAUGGCAGCCUUGAGAGCUAAGAAGCAAGGAGACGUGGAGCAAGCCAAGUUGCAUUUUAGGACUAGCAAGAGGUUUGAUGCGGUAAUUGAGGCGUUGGAGAAGGGACAGCCAGUUGACCUGAGUGGUCUACCUCCCUCGCCAGCUCAGGGGGAAGGAACAGGCCCUGCAGCAGACAAAGAAGCUGUCUCUGGCCAAAACACACAGGUUACACAAACUGUUGCAGCAGUCCAAGCACCUGCAUCUGUCCCUGCACCUCCCAAGACUGUCCUGGAGGCCCUUGAGCAGAGGAGAGCCAAGUAUCUGGAGGCAUCUGCUCAGGCUAAAGCAGGCGGGGAUGACCGCAAGGCCCGAAUGCAUGACCGCAUUGCCAAGCAAUACCAGAGUGCCAUCCGAUCCCACAAAGCAGGCAAAGCUGUGAACUUUGAGGAGCUCCCUACUCCCCCCGGCUUUCCUCCAAUCCCUGGCCAGGAAGUUGCAGGAGCUGAGCAGGGAUUCACUGCUGUGCUGGAGGCAGCCAAUAAGCUUGCAUCUACUGACCCACCAGCGAUGGCAGAUGAAGAAGGCGAUGAAGAGAAGGAGGAGGAGGAACAGACUAAGCCUCCUGUUCCUGAUAAAACAAAGAAGCCCAUAUUAGCUGUUCCUCCCACAGCUCAGGUGCGAAAGCGAACACCGUCUCCUUCUCCUGACAGAAUCACCACCAGGGAGGGCCUCCCUCCCAAAGUACUUCAGCAGCUGGACUUCCUGGAGGGACGCAAAAAGCAGUACAUGAAGGCGGCCCUGCAGGCUAAGCAGAAGAAUGACAUGGAACAGGCCAAACAUUUCCUCCGCACCGCUAAAUGCUUCGAUCCCAUGAUUGAAGCGACACGCAACGCCAAGACUGUGGACAUUAGCAAGGUACCCUCACCCCCUGGGGAUGAAGACGAGGACUUCAUCCUGGUGCACCACAUGGAUGUGCAGAUCUCCGAGAGAGCAGAGGAAGUCUACUCACAGCUGGCCAAGAUACUCAAAGAGCAGUAUGAGAAAUGUAUGACUUACUCCAAGAAAUUUACACACCUGGGGAACAUCACAGAAACAACAAAGUUUGAGAAGAUGGCAGAAGGCUGUAAGAAGAGUCUGGAGAUUCUGAAGUUGUCUCAGGCCCAGGGUCUUGACCCCCCUAAACACCACUUUGAGGAGAGGACCUACAAUACAGUCAGAAUAUUCCCAGAUCUGAGCAGCACUGAGAUGGUGGUGGUGAUCGUGAAAGGGAUGAAUCUACCUGCUCCCAGCGGUAUCCAAACAAAUGACCUAGACGCCUAUAUCAAGUUUGACUUGCCCUAUCCCAGUACCGAGCAACCGCAGAGACAUAAAACAGCAGUCAUCAAGAACACCAACUCACCAGAUUACAACCAGAGCUUCACACUGUCCAUCAACCGCAACCACAGAGGCUUCAGGAGAGUCAUUCAGUCCAAAGGGCUCAAACUGGAGGUGCUGCACAAAGGGGGCUUCCUGCGGAGUGACAAGCCAGUGGGAAUGGCCCAUGUGAAGCUGGAGAAACUGGAGACCCAGAGUGAAGUCAGGGAAAUUGUUGAGGUAAUGGAUGGCCGCAAGCCUACGGGGGGUCGUGUGGAAGUGAGGGUCCGUCUGAGGGAGCCCCUGAGUGGUCAGGACCUGCAGACCACCACGGAGCGCUGGCUAGUCCUCGACCAGUCGAAGGUUCUGCUCUAGAUGCUGCUGGAUGGUUGAAGAUGGAUAACAAGAUGAAAGGUACUCAAUCAUGAAAACUCAGAGGAGGAGAGAAGAAGGAGGCAGGGAUUCUGAGGAGGAGAUGGGUCUGAUGUCAGGACCACCAUUACUCUGGCUGUCUGACACAGGCCAGCACAGGUCUUUUGACGUUUUAAACUUUGCACAGUGCAAGACAUGGAGCCCCCACCUCACACAGCGGCCCUGCAGGAAAGGACACACCUCAUGAGGAAAACCAAACGGCGUCUUCUCCUUUUGGUCUGGGAACACGACACGGGAUGUGCAGACUGUCUUACCAUGCAUUCACACAGCUAGCAGCAUGAACUUUGGUUUGAUUUCCUUCACCAGUAAUGUCCUACAUUUCUAUAUAUACAUACACAUAACUGCAGUAGCUAGCAGUCAGCUGUGUCACGUGAGAGUACCAUGGCGAUGUGGUUGCUUGCGGUGUGAACUGGUGAGACACGGGGAAAACUUCUGAGCAUCAGAUAAAGGCAACCCUCCCUGUGUGAUGAAAGCAAAAAUACAUGAUCCCACAUGCACUUUGUUGCCCAUCACAGUUGCUCUAAAUGUUGCCCCCCCAUAUGCGACUGCCUUCGAUCUUUUCUGAACUCGGUAGGGAAGUCCUCCCUUGUGUUGAAGUUGAAAGGGGCUCAAUGUUAAGCUAACCUGAUCCUGCUGCCCUAUAUGAUAUAAUUUAUAUCCAGGAAUGUGUCUGUUUCGUAUGUAUGCCUCCGGAUUCUAUAAUUGCAUCUAUGCACUAAUACCAAAGUAAUCACUGUUGCUGUAAAAUCCUGCAUAUUUGAAAUGCCUCUAGCUGCCAUACUUGUUCCAAUAAGCAUAAUCAGGUGAGAUAUUUGAAAGGUUCACAUUUGUUUGAGCUUUUUAGCCCCCCUCCCAUACACACACACACAAACUUCAUUUACCUUCAUUGGCAAGGGUGGUGUGCUGGGGGCGUCCGGGUAGCAUAGUGGUCUAUUCUGUUGCCUACCAACAUGGGGUAUCGUUGAUUCGAAUCCCCUUGUUACCUCUGGCUUGAUCAGGUGUUCCUACAGACACAAUUGGCCGUGUCUGCAGGUGGGAAGCCGGAUGUGGGUAUGUGUCCUGGUUGCUGCACUAGCGCCUCCUCUGGUUGGUCGGGGGGGCCUGUUCGGGAGGGAGGGGGAAUAGCGUGAUUCUCCCACGCGCUACGUCCCCCUGGUGAAACUCCUCACUGUCAGGUGAAAAGCGGCCGGCGACUCCACAUGUAUCGGAGGAGGCACGUGGUAGUCUGCAGCCCUCCCCGGAUCAGCAGAGGGGGUGGAGGAGCGACCAGAAUGGCUCAGAAAAAUAGGGUAAUUGGCCAAGUACAACCGGGGGGGGGGGGGGUGCUUAGGAAGACAUUGCAACCUUACAGCCUUUCAAAGUAAUAUUCCUUGAGGUGUCAUAUCACGUAGGCCAAGUGUCACCACUUGCACACACUUUCACCAAACUGCACAUUGUGAACACUUCUUCUACAGGUUUGGGACUGUCCUGUUGUUGUCGUCAGAACUCCGGGUUUACACUGUGUGGCGCUCAGCUGGGCCCAUGAGAACCGCAGGACUGAGCUGAAUUUGUUCUCUUUUGACGAUUUGAAUAUUUGCAGGGAAAUGAAAAAAAUUGAGGGAAUUCACUCCCCAAAAAAAGUAAGGUAUGCAUUUAGGAGGGGAAAAAAGAAAUGGCGGAAAAUGUAAACGCAGGGGACGCCACCCUUCCAUUCUACCGCUGUUUCCGUAAGAGAGUCGUUUUCAAGUGGCAGCACCUUGUUGUUGGAAUGAAGCUCCUCAGUUAAACAGGUUUUUAAGUUUUAUCCUCAGUUCGCUACCGACUGUGUGUCCAGGUCGCACCACAUGAGCCCCCUUUCCCCCCAAAGUAGCGCUGGUUCAGGCACCGGUUCCGUUCAGGACUCUGGGAACCUUGGUGUCGUGUGGCGAACGGGCCCCGCGUUUCCACCAGUUUUUAGCGGAACCGUGUACGUCAUCAACGGGGGACGGUGCGUUGCACACCGGAUGUAAACAUUAGCGACAUCCGCUGAGACCCCCUAGCUAGCAAUAAUCCGGCAGCAUGAUGUUACGUCGUCCAGCUCCAUUUGUGGGCAACUCGUUUAUCGUCUCGGUAGUCCUUAAUUGUUUUUUAACUUGUUGAUCAUUUGCUCUUGCGUUGGAGUGAACCCAUUCUUGGCCAUCUCUUCUACUAAUUCUCCAUACAGCUUACUCUUUGUCGUGCUACUUACUCUCUAGUUCCUCCCGAACCUCGGGAGAUGCCCAGAUAACAACCCAACACCGAGUUUCCUCCGUUGCCCAUCUCGCCAUUUUCUCCUCUCUCCUUCCUCUGGAAUGUCACGCGCCAAUUGACGUCGUCACGGUUCGCGCCGAAGAACCUGCUAUUUUUUUGGUGCCGGUUCGUAACCAAUUUAUUUUUGGUGGAAAUGCUCUGAACCGUUUAAAAAAAAAAGGGUUUGCGAACCGCCACCGAACCCGUUCCCUGUUGGUGGAAAAGGGGCAGUGGUGCGCCGAGGAACUAAAGGAGACACACGUCGGUCCAAACAAAAUGUCCGAACCAGGAAGCCAUAACAGACGGGCUCUGAGCCAAGUUCAUCUCACUUCCGGCUGGUGUGCCUCCAAAUCGGAAAACCGCUACUGUUACUGUGUUGUGUUACGUCAUUUCCGUGUUUGUCUCCUCGUGCGUCUGGAUUACGUUUUCACUUUCUGAUAAACCUCGUGCACCGGUGUAACCGACAAUCUUUAGGAGGAUUGAAAGGUUUGCUUUCAUUUCGUUUUGGCUAAAUUCAUUCACACCAACUCACUAAACAAUACUGUCCUCCCCCUCCCCCCAUUUCCUCAUCUCCUGUUAAACCGGGUUUUGAUGGCCCACGUGUUUACAGAGGGUUGAUGGCGGUGUACGUCUCCAAACUAAUGCGUCCUGUUUUAGAAGAAGUUAGAUUCCUUCAGUGUCUCCAGAAUGUGAGAUCCGUUUUAUUAAACUAUUUCCUACUAAUGACCCGAGUUGCCUGCUUUCCUGUUAAGACGGUACAUGACUUGUGGGGUGUCCGGGUGGCGUGGUGGUCUAUUCCGUUGCCUACCAACAUCGGGAUCGCUGGUUCGAGUCCCCGUGUUACCCCCGGCUUGGUCGGGUGUCCCUACAGACACAAUUGGCCGUGUCUGCGGGUGGGAAGCCGGAUAUGGGUAUGAGUCUCGGUCACUCCAGCACCUCCUCUGGUCGGUCGGGGCACCUGUUCAUGGGGGAGCUGGGGGGAAUAGCGUGAUCCUCCCACGUGCUACGUCCCCCUGGUGAAACUCCUCACUGUCAGGUGAAAAGAAGCAGCUGGUGAUCCACAUGUAUGGGAGGAGGCAUGUGGUAGUCUGCAGCCCUCCCCGGAUCGGCAGAGGGGGUGGAGCAGCGACCGGGACGGCAA